AUGCUCGUGGGCUUCACGACUGCUAGUAGAGUUCUUGUCGAGCAGGGCGGAACCUCCCUCAACACCAUCACCCCUUCCUUGGCGACGGUCUCUCGCUACCAAGACCUCCAUUUCUUCUCGAGUCAGGCCAGCGUCACUGUACGGCGGUUUCCUCGUGUUGACUUGCGGCAGACGGGCCAUGUUUCUCACAGUUGGCCGGGGAUCAAGUUCAACACCAUCACCCCUUCCUUGGCUACGGUAUUUUGCCCCAAAACCUCCAUCUCGUCUCCGGACGCGAUCGAAGUUCUGCCCAAGGUCCACGCCACUCGCGGCAGGGAAGUCCUCGAGGACGAGGUCGUGACCCCAAUGGGGUGGGAUCGCUGGAUGAUCGACAUCGCAGCCACGAGAAUCGGGUGGCCACUCUGGGAUGGCAGGAUGUGCCUUAGAGAUGCCAGACACAAGACGGCUCCAACUCCCCUUAUUACCCCGGCGCGCGCCCUCAAGUUCAGGGUCGCCUUCCCCAGCGUCACUGUGGUGAAUCCGGAUCGGGACCUCCACGCCGGCGGCUCAUGGCCUCGCCUACCGGAACAGACGUACUGUCAAUGGGGACUGCGUGAUGCUGCCGUGCAGCAUCAUUGUUUGGGGCAGCCGGCGCCGCAGUAG
This is a messenger RNA of Aspergillus fijiensis CBS 313.89, 642 nucleotides long. RefSeq lists its product as uncharacterized. The transcript has 3 exons. The record is from RefSeq and is a predicted model, not a curated record. Bases 1 to 642 code for a protein of 213 amino acids. NCBI's taxonomy places the organism in Eukaryota, Fungi, Ascomycota, Eurotiomycetes, Eurotiales, Aspergillaceae.